This is a messenger RNA of Williopsis jadinii, 834 nucleotides long. It is a transcript of the gene VAM3, whose product is annotated as SNAP receptor VAM3. The coding region runs from base 1 to 834 and encodes 277 amino acids. NCBI's taxonomy places the organism in Eukaryota, Fungi, Ascomycota, Saccharomycetes, Phaffomycetales, Wickerhamomycetaceae. Gene Ontology annotation, molecular function: SNAP receptor activity; SNARE binding. The transcript has a single exon. Gene Ontology annotation, biological process: vesicle-mediated transport; vesicle fusion; intracellular protein transport. The record is from RefSeq and is a predicted model, not a curated record. Gene Ontology annotation, cellular component: SNARE complex; membrane; endomembrane system.
AUGUCAUUCAACGUCGAUUUAGAAUCUCAAAACAGCACUCAGGUGCCGUCCAAUGAGACAAAGGCUACUGCUAUCAUUACAAAGGCUUCGAACCUCUUGACUGACUUUGCCAAUGGGGUGAAUACUCUCGAACGUCUUGUUAAUCAGUUGGGUACUAAAAGAGACAGCAUUUCGUUACGCAAAACCAUAGAGGAGAUACGAAUUCCGGAACUCAACGAGUACAGACAGCAAUUGGAGCAUCUGACCAAUGAUAUUUCCCAUCUGAUCACGAAUAACUCUUUGGCUUCAUCUGAAGAUAAGUUUAGCGAGGAGAAGCUAAGGAAUGAGUUUGAAAAGAUUAAGAAGAAUUUCAGUCAGAUAAGGAGAAACUACACCGAAAGAAGUUCCUCGGUCAUACUUCAUGAUAGAAUGGCAAAUAAGACAUCGAUGAUGGAUCAACAACAGUCGGCGUCAUCCUCAGAGCUUGAUGAACGUACUCCGUUGAUGCGACAGCAACAGCAACAACAGCAACAGCAAUAUACAGUACCACAACAAGACCUCGACCUUCACACUAUUCUUGCAGAAGAGAGGGCACAGGAGAUUAAGAGGAUCCAUACUGGAGUGGAGGAGAUCAACUCCAUCUACAAGCAACUUGGAUUUCUGGUUCAACAACAAGGUUCCCAGAUUGAUACUGUUGAAAAUAACAUGACAAGCAUUUCCCAACAGACCCAACAUGCUUCACGGGAAUUGGUAAAAGCUGACAAUUAUCAGAAGCAAAAGAAGAAAUGGAGCUGUAUUAUAUUGUUGAUACUGGUUAUUGUCGUACUGAUAGCUGUCCUUGCAAUAUUUUCAUGA